UGAUCUCCCUGUGUUCUUUCUCCAUAGAGCUUGAUGGGCGGCAUUAUGGCCCCCAAAGACAUAAUGACAAAUACUCAUGCCAAGUCCAUCCUCAACUCAAUGAACUCCCUCAGGAAGAGCAACACCCUGUGUGAUGUGACCCUGAGAGUGGAGCAGAAAGACUUCCCUGCCCACCGGAUUGUGCUGGCUGCCUGCAGUGACUACUUCUGUGCCAUGUUCACCAGCGAGCUGUCAGAGAAGGGGAAGCCGUAUGUUGACAUUCAAGGUUUAACUGCUUCUACCAUGGAAAUCCUGUUGGACUUUGUGUACACAGAAACAGUACAUGUGACAGUGGAGAAUGUUCAAGAACUGCUCCCGGCAGCCUGCCUACUUCAGCUGAAAGGUGUGAAACAAGCCUGCUGUGAGUUCUUAGAAAGUCAGCUGGACCCUUCCAACUGCCUGGGCAUCCGGGAUUUUGCUGAGACUCACAAUUGCAUUGACCUGGUGCAAGCCGCUGAGGUCUUCAGCCAGAAGCACUUCCCUGAGGUGGUGCAGCACGAAGAGUUCAUCCUCCUGAGCCAAGGAGAGGUGGAGAAGCUCAUCAAGUGCGAUGAGAUUCAGGUGGAUUCUGAAGAGCCAGUCUUUGAGGCUGUUAUCAAUUGGGUGAAGCAUGCCAAGAAGGAGCGAGAAGAAUCCUUGCCUGACCUCUUACAGUAUGUUCGGAUGCCCCUGCUGACCCCCAGGUACAUUACAGAUGUGAUAGAUGCUGAGCCGUUCAUCCGCUGUAGUUUACAGUGCAGAGAUCUAGUUGAUGAAGCAAAGAAAUUUCACCUGAGGCCUGAACUUCGGAGCCAGAUGCAAGGACCCAGGACAAGAGCCCGUCUCGGAGCCAAUGAAGUGCUUCUGGUGGUUGGGGGCUUCGGAAGCCAGCAGUCUCCUAUCGAUGUGGUAGAGAAAUACGACCCCAAGACACAGGAGUGGAGCUUUUUGCCAAGUAUCACUCGAAAAAGACGGUAUGUGGCCUCAGUUUCCUUACAUGAUCGGAUCUAUGUAAUUGGUGGGUAUGAUGGCCGUUCCCGCCUUAGUUCAGUGGAAUGUCUAGACUACACGGCAGAGGAAGAUGGGGUCUGGUAUUCUGUGGCCCCUAUGAAUGUGCGGCGAGGCCUUGCUGGAGCUACCACACUGGGAGAUAUGAUUUACGUCUCUGGAGGCUUUGACGGAAGCAGGCGUCAUACAAGUAUGGAGCGGUAUGACCCAAACAUUGAUCAGUGGAGCAUGCUGGGAGAUAUGCAGACAGCUCGAGAGGGUGCAGGACUAGUAGUGGCCAGCGGAAUAAUCUACUGUCUAGGAGGAUAUGAUGGCUUGAAUAUAUUAAAUUCAGUUGAGAAAUAUGAUCCCCAUACAGGACACUGGACUAACGUUACACCCAUGGCCACCAAACGUUCUGGUGCUGGAGUAGCCCUGCUGAAUGACCAUAUCUACGUGGUGGGGGGGUUUGAUGGUACAGCCCACCUUUCCUCUGUAGAAGCUUACAACAUUCGCACUGAUUCUUGGACCACUGUCACGAGUAUGACCACCCCACGAUGCUAUGUAGGGGCCACAGUGCUUCGGGGGAGACUCUACGCGAUUGCAGGAUAUGACGGGAAUUCUCUGCUGAGUAGCAUUGAGUGUUAUGAUCCUAUCAUCGACAGCUGGGAAGUGGUGGCCUCCAUGGGAACCCAGCGUUGUGAUGCUGGUGUGUGUGUUCUCCGAGAAAAGUAACUGGAUUUGAGCGCCAGCUGGAGCUAGUGACUACUCCAAGGCAGAGUUUGUGGGAGAAUCAAGGAUCCUUUCCAGAAUGUCUAUCUCUGCCUGUGUGCACAGGGUGAUUACAGGCGCCAGUGCUAUGAUGAUUGUACUUAUUGAUACACAUGCUCCUUCGCACUGGUGAUGUUGCUCAGAGGGUGGCAGCAGGUGCUCAUGGGAAGAGGAUGCGCAUUGGGAUGAGAAAGCAGAUCAUCUCUCUGUGGCCUGAGGAGGAGCACUUUCUUACUGUUUCUAACUUACCAUGUGCUUGGGAGAACGUACGUGUGUGUGUGUGUGUGUGUGUGUGUGUGUGUGUGUGUGUGUGUGUGUGUGUGUGAGUGAGAGUGAGUGUGAGAUGCUUCAUGUAUUACAGAGAAUUAAGGUGAAUAUGGCCUACUAGGUGUGGGCAGUGUCCACAGUGUCCAGCCUAGGUGAUUGGAAGGAUAUCAGCUUAUAUAAGCCUGGUAAAAUGAGUCAUUUUCCAGCCUCAGAAGCAAAAAAUACCUUUUCUAAAGGUUGCUCUGGCCACCACAGUUCCUUCCUGGAGGAAACUGAGAUCACUGUUACAGUUUGAGAGGCCAGGAGGAAAGAGCCAUAUGCUAUUCUCACUUAGGGAGACAUGGUUGGUGUAGAGAUUUGAGUAAGUGCUAUAAACGGAGUGGAAUGUGAGUGAACCAGAAUAUCCCUGGAGUGUAAGCUGGAGGGCUGGAGAAGACAUAUUUGACCCCCAAGUCUAUCUAAUGCAGAAUGUUGUGCCAUCUUGGCACUGGAGACUGAGAGAGUAACAGUGGGGGGAAAUGCUAGAAUAAGAUGGUGUGAAUGUGCAGGGUUCACUCUACCUGUGGUAAACAGAAGUACCUGUGACUUUACAAUCUUAGUCCCUGCCGGGCUCAAGUAGCCACGGUACUGUUCACCUUUGAAAGGGUGAAGACCAGCUUUCUGGUGAAUCAAGUGAUACUAUGUCACUACACUUCCGCACUAUUUAUUUGGGGAUGGGGUGGGUGUGGCUGCAGCCUAGUAGUUCAGGUGCCUGAUUGCUGCCCUGCUGUUUUAAGGGCACACUUUGCUAAGGCGUGCUUAAUACUGCUGUGCGUGGUACAUUCGGUUCUCUUCCUGCUACACUUUCUGUGUCUGUCUUUAGAGUGCAUUCUGCUCAUCCUGGAACAAAAUAACCAAGAUCAACUGAAAAUCUUUUGUUGGUUCCCAUACCUCUGCCAACAUCUCUGACCUGCCAUUCAAGGCCCCUCUGUCAUAGGGUGACAUUCUUGCAUUAUUAGUAUAGCAAGUAUGGGAAUAUGAUAGCCUAAAUUGGGCUACAUUUUAUUUCCCCUUUGCUGUGGAAUUCCACUUUUCCCUCAUUCCCUAAUUGUGUUGGCCUACAGAGUUAAUUCCCUUUGUAUUUUUUUAAGAAAAUAUUAAAAAUGGACUGUCUCAAAUGGCUUUAAGAGAA
Molecule: messenger RNA, 3214 nt
Organism: Phodopus roborovskii (desert hamster)
Lineage: Eukaryota; Metazoa; Chordata; Mammalia; Rodentia; Cricetidae
Gene: Klhl12
Product: kelch like family member 12
Exons: 11
Coding region: 34-1740 (568 amino acids)
Molecular function (GO): protein binding
Source: RefSeq, a predicted model, not a curated record